Molecule: messenger RNA, 561 nt
Organism: Cadophora gregata
Lineage: Eukaryota; Fungi; Ascomycota; Leotiomycetes; Helotiales; Ploettnerulaceae
Exons: 2
Coding region: 1-561 (186 amino acids)
Biological process (GO): protein phosphorylation
Molecular function (GO): protein kinase activity; ATP binding
Source: RefSeq, a predicted model, not a curated record
AUGUAUGGUUCUAACCAAACUAUAGAUAUCAAACCAGAUAACAUUCUGGUUAAUUACAGCGGCAGCAAGCUACGUCGAUUUGAGGAGGCUGAGCUAGGCGAUUGUGGCGACGUAUAUCGUGUAGACCCGAAGGAUCACGUGAAGGUCGGAGAAGACGGGCACAUGAUUGGAGCUCAUAUGUUCAGGAGUCCAGAAGCUAUGCUAAAUCUGAGAUGGGGCACUGCAACUGAUAUCUGGUCCUUUGGUACAACUCUGAUAAGGCUGAUAUGGGGACUAGGCUGGCAUAUCUUCAAGCCCGAUCCCAAGGAUGCUGGGCCAGACGAUGAGUCUUACCCGAACCACGUCUUGGUGAAGCAGAUUGCAUAUUUCGGACCAAUUCCAUUGAGCUACUUUGAAUUUAUUCCAGACGGAGACGAGAGAUGGGAGUUUAUUGGUGAUGCUACGCAGUAUAUCAUAAACCAUCAGAAAUGGAAGCCUUCUGCCAUGGCGGAAGAUAAGGAGCUCGAUGAGGAGGAUAGGACGUUCAUUUGUAAGAUUGUGAAGCUGGGUCCGAGGGGAUAG